AUGAGUUCCGUAAAGUCAGAGGUUGUUGUUUCGGCGGCACGUUGUCUCCAGAGUGUCCUGGCUUUAGCUCAGAACGAGCCUUCCCUUGACCAACCAUCCAUCACGGCCAAUUGCACUACAACUUGCGAGCAGUUGGGCAUUGGGCUUCCAACCGCCUUUCACCCGGGAACCAAUGACCCAGACUUUGCCGUAUGGGACGCCAAGGCACAGGAAGUCCAGCCCGCCUGUCGCGUGGAGCCAAGUGACGCGGCCGAGGUAGCAAGAGUUCUCGAGAUCGCAGUUGAAAACCAGUGCCAGGUUGCCAUCAAAAGCGGUGGUCACUCCACCAACCGCGAUGCGCCCAAUUCGGUUGGUGGAGUCACCAUCGACCUCGUGAGGAUAAAUCACGUCAGGUUGUUAGACGACCACAUUCAGGCCGACUUUGGCCCAGGACUGAUCCUCAGAGAUGCGUACGCUGCCCUGGAGCCAUUCAACUUGACCAACUUCGGCGGCAGGACGGCUGACGUCGGACUGGCCGGCUACACAAUCGGGGGUGGACUGACGGCUCUUGGUCCCAAAUUCGGAUUGGCUCUGGACAAUGUGUUCGAGUACGAGCUCGUGCUGCCCAACUCGACUAUCGUCAACGAAUAUCGGCUCACGACGGCGCUGUCCGAUGAUUUGGAUACGGCUUUCCACAACCGCUACUUCUAUACUCAAUCACAAGACUCUUUUAGCUGGAAUUUCUUUCAGGAAUACAACCAGCCGGUCCUCAAUCCAACCGUUUUUGACAGUCUCAAUCGGAUGCCUCCCCUCUCGGACCAGGUUCGAGUUGACUACGCAAGUGUUCUGUCACUCGACGAGGUGUCACCACAUGGACUGCGACGUUUCUAUGCCACGGUGACGUUUCACCCAUCUCGGGAGCUUCACAGAAAGAUCAUCGAUCUUUUCACCGAGGAAGUACAGGGCAUCAAGUCGACGGCGAAUCUCACAGCAUCCGUUGUCGUGCAACCCCUUCACGUCAACUCAAUCAAAACCAUGAAGGAACGCGGGGGAAACGCUUUGGGUAUCGAGUCUGACGGGCCGUUGCUAAGUGAGUCCUUGAUGUCCACAAUCCGCGACGAUUAUGGUUCACACGCUAAUCAGCCUACACACCAACUGUUGGUAGGUCUCUUGUACGUAUGA
Molecule: messenger RNA, 1161 nt
Organism: Diaporthe citri
Lineage: Eukaryota; Fungi; Ascomycota; Sordariomycetes; Diaporthales; Diaporthaceae
Exons: 5
Coding region: 1-1161 (386 amino acids)
Molecular function (GO): FAD binding; oxidoreductase activity
Source: RefSeq, a predicted model, not a curated record